This is a messenger RNA of Beta vulgaris subsp. vulgaris (sugar beet), 1242 nucleotides long. RefSeq names its product dehydration-responsive element-binding protein 3. NCBI's taxonomy places the organism in Eukaryota, Viridiplantae, Streptophyta, Magnoliopsida, Caryophyllales, Amaranthaceae. The record is from RefSeq and is a predicted model, not a curated record. Gene Ontology annotation, biological process: regulation of DNA-templated transcription. The transcript has a single exon. The coding region runs from base 182 to 1009 and encodes 275 amino acids. Gene Ontology annotation, molecular function: DNA binding; DNA-binding transcription factor activity.
CAAAUUAUGGUAAGAGUGGAAACACUAAAAUUCACCCUUCACAACAUCUUUUCUUUCCACUUCUCAUCUUUUUCAACAACAAAACAAACUAAACCCACAAAUUCUCCUCUUCUUUUGUCAUAAUAUUACCAAAUAUAGCGGUACUACUCAAAUGUGUUAUUAUUGAUCAUCAAAAGAAGAAAUGAUGGAAAUACAAAUUCCCAUUAAUAGUACUAACAAUGAUAAUCUUAAUAAUAAUAAUACUACUACUACCACCACUACUACCAGUACUCAUUCAUUAUAUUGUUCAGCCGAGUUGACAUCAACUCGGCUGAACUCACCCAAUUCCAACUCGGACCCCGUGAAAACACCAAAGCGUGCCCGCGACACAGGCGGGAAGCACCCAGUGUACCGCGGGGUCCGAAUGCGGACUUGGGGUAAAUGGGUGUCCGAAAUUCGCGAACCAAGGAAAAAAUCCCGCAUUUGGCUAGGGACCUUUCCAAACCCGGAAAUGGCCGCCCGCGCACACGACGUAGCUGCCCUUAGCAUAAAGGGUGACUCGGCAAUCCUCAACUUCCCUGAACUCGCCGGGUUGUUACCUCGGCCCGUGUCACUAAGCCCGCGCGACGUACAAGCAGCUGCUGCUAAAGCAGCUGCUAUGGAAAUCAUUGAUCACGAUAACGAUAACGAUAACGAUAACAAUAACAAUAAUAUAGCUACAACAUCAUGUGAAAUGUCUUCAUCUUCAUCAUCGUCGUCAUUGCUUUCUUCGUGUUCAUCUCUCUCAUCCAUGGUCUCAGCAAUAGAGCUAGGUAACUCGGAUGAGUUGAGUGAGAUUGUAGAGUUGCCGAGUCUCGGAACUUUUGAUGAUUUAACCAAAUUAGGGACUGAGUUUGUGUAUGAUUUUGAUAGUAGUUCAUGUGGAGAUGGGUGGUUUUAUCAUCACUUACCUUGGAUGGAGAAUUUUGCUGUGGUGUCUGAAAAUGUUGUUUCAACUGGUUUUGAAGCCUUGUUGUGGAAUUAUAUGUGAGUGUUAGUUUUUCUUUUUCUUGAUUUUUAUUGUAAGUGUGCUAAUUCUGAUGAAAUUUAUUUGUGUGUGUAUAAAUUUCUCUUUUCUUUUCUUUUCUAGUUCUAAUUAGUCAUCCACCUUUUUGUUUGGAAGACUAAUUAGAAACUUUAUUUUCUCUUCUUUGGUUUAUCCCUUUUCCCCUACCCCAAAAAAUUCCAAUAAAUUUGAGAUGUUCAUACAAGUUAUUUUUUCAA